Molecule: messenger RNA, 2924 nt
Organism: Daphnia carinata
Lineage: Eukaryota; Metazoa; Arthropoda; Branchiopoda; Diplostraca; Daphniidae
Product: N-alpha-acetyltransferase 25, NatB auxiliary subunit-like
Biological process (GO): N-terminal peptidyl-methionine acetylation
Cellular component (GO): cytoplasm; NatB complex
Molecular function (GO): protein binding; protein-N-terminal amino-acid acetyltransferase activity
Source: RefSeq, a predicted model, not a curated record
CACCACCACACAUACACACACACACACACACACACACACACACACACACAGGCACACACAUCAUGGUGUCGAAGAUGGCUCCAAAGACGAAACCGGUGGAUAACUCUGUCAACGAGAGACGUUUGCGGCCCAUUUACGAUUGGCUGGAUAAUGGAAACAAUAAAAAAGCCCUACAAGAAGCUGAAAAGGUUUUGAAGAAGCAACCAAACCUCCAGUGUGCCAAAGUAUUAAAAGCACUUGCAAUGGUACGCCUGGGGAAAUCAGAAGAAGCUCAGAUUAUAUUGAAAGAUGUACAAUUGGAGGAGCCUUGUGAAGAUGCUACUCUCCAAGCCAUGGCUAUUUGUUAUCGGGAAACACACAGACCUGAACUAACAUGCCAGAUAUAUGAAGCUGCUGUGAAAAAAGAUCCAUUAAAUGAAGAGUUUUUGUCCCACCUUUUCAUGGGUUAUGUCCGUAUUGGAGACUAUCGAAAACAACAACAAACAGCCAUGGCCCUCUUCAAAGUUAAACCCAAAAACCCCUAUUAUUUCUGGGCUGUUAUGAGUAUCCUUAUGCAAGCCUACGUUAGUGACGAUACCGUAUGCCUUACGAUUACCUUGCCACUUGCAGAACGAAUGAUUAAAAAGUUCGUAGAGAAAAAAAUAGAAGCUGAAGCUGAGGUACAGUUGUACUUGAUGGUCCUGGAGAGACAGAGAAAAUACCAUGAAGCCUUAGAAGUGCUACAGGGGCCGCUAUCAGAAAAGCUGGCUUCUGGCAUAAUCGAAAGUAAAAAAGGCGAAUAUCUCAAACAAAUGAAACGUUGGGAUCAGAUGAUGGAUUAUACCGAAGAGCUUUUACGUUCAAAUCCUGAUCAAUGGAGCUAUUACGUCCAUUAUGCAGAAACUUUGUUUGAAAUUUCAUCUCAAGACGUGACCGUAGUUGAUCGGGCGAAAACGUUUUUGUUCUCGUUACUGGAGCAAGAAAGAAUGAAAUCGGCUAAUAAAUUAAGGGGUCCGUACCUGGCAAUGCUGUAUUUUUGGCAGCAACUUCAACAGCGAAAUUUCGAUGCCUCCGCCGUUUUUGGGAACUUCAAGGAGUUUGCGCAGGAGUAUGUGGAAAUUAUGGGAGACAAACCAUGCGCUUUCCAGGAUCUCAAACCAUUCAUUAGAAGCUUACCAGCAGACCAAGUUACUGAGUUUCUCGAUUGCGUUAAUCAAUCUGUCGGCUUGGACGACCCAAGUCGUCAGUCACCUAAAACGGUUAAGCAAAUCUGUCGGCAUUUGCUGCAACUUCAACUCAAUCGCUUUCUCGGGCAACAUGAUCUAUUAGGUAAAGAGGAGAAAACUCAACUGUCUCGUGAAUUAUGGGACCACUAUCUACGAACCAAAUUUUUAAAUGUUGGCCUAUUAACGACGGAUAUCAGACCAAAUGAUGGAUAUGCCUUACUGGCGGCCCACCUUUUGUUAGAUACGUGGAAUAAUGAUCCCGAUGUUCUUGAAAAGUGCCUGUUGUUGCUGGAAAUGGCCCUUGCCAAUAGUCCGGCCAAUUAUCACCUCAAGUUGCUCGUCACGAGAGUUUACACACUAGCUGGUCACGGACGAGCAGCUUUCCAGCGUUACGAGACGUUAGAUAUUAAAUACAUCCAAUUGGAUUCCCUCGGCCAUUUGCUCUGUCGACCUCUACUUUCGAUGGGAUUACCAUAUACAGCUUCGCCACUUUUGUCUAGCACAUUACGUUUUUACACCACACACGCCAGAGAAACAUCUGAAUGCCUGAUCUCGGCUUAUAAAUUUGGCUCCUUCGGGAAGAUUCCGGAAUUUACACAAUUUUGCCAACGACUUGAUAGCUCUGCUCACUUCGCCUCAAUCACCACGGAGCGCAUGUUGCUUGAUUUGCUCCUUGAGAGCAACUCGCAUACUAAAUUAGUGCAGAUGGCAGGAGGCAUGUUCGCCGAUCCUGACAAGGAUCAACCUGACUGGCAAGCCUGCGUCGAUAAUCGCGAUUGCGGUGUUUUUGUCUCCUGGGAGCCACCGUCCAAAAAUUCGCACGAUGAUAUCGUGAAGACAACGUUUAACGACGAAGUGAAAUUCGCUCGGCUACGCAAUCGUCUUGUUCACGCCCUUAUUGCCACUGUUGCGCUCUCGCCGAUUUGGCAGAUUGAAGUUCAAGAAACGAAAAGUAGAACGGAAAACUUGAACAAUGAUCAAAUAGCAGAACACCCGAGGGAUAAGUGUAUUUUACCUAAACUGCUUCAAGAACUUGGAAUUUUGUUAACUGAGUUGAAAUCAGAGUCGUUGAUGAGCCAUAGUCAGUUCUCCGUGCAAAGUCCACCACCUCCAAGGCUUUAUUCCUACGUUGAGAACGGUUCUCUAGAACCGAUUUUGAUUUUGAUGGAUAUAGUCUCAAAGGGCCAAUGUCACGCGAUUGGUAACGAUGAAAUCCGACAGCUUGAUAAUGCCCUCAACCGCGUUGUUGACUCUGCUCAGCUGUCCGUCGCCAGCGAGGGUUUCUGGAGGAAUUAUGUCCGACUUGAGAGAGUUUACAAUGCAGUCGAGACAUUAUGUUUGUGUGUGCUGGUCACUUCUACUAUUCAUGCCAUAAUCAAAAAUAACAAUGCAUAGCAAAAAAAGAAAAAAAAAGGUGAAGCGGAUAAUGGCGAUUCAUUGAACAGAGUAAAGCAAUUUUCGACCUUGGUAAGCUGUGUAACGUCUAACAUGAAAAAGAUGGAAGCUCUUAUUGACGAGUUAAGCGUCCAAGUGGGUGUCAGCCAGAUGAAAUUAACAGAAUCAGAUAACGAAAAAGCAGUACAUGCGAUCACAGAUGAAAUAAACAAGAACUUGAGUCAGUCCCCCGUUUCAGAAGUGAAGAAUCUAAUGGUGGAAAAGUUUAAGUUGUUAGAGACAUGCAACCUGUAAUGCGAAAUACAAUUUUCGUUGCAUUGCUUU